This is a messenger RNA of Morone saxatilis (striped sea-bass), 323 nucleotides long. RefSeq names its product patatin-like phospholipase domain-containing protein 4. The transcript is spliced from 2 exons. Gene Ontology annotation, cellular component: cytoplasm; membrane; lipid droplet. Gene Ontology annotation, molecular function: triacylglycerol lipase activity. Bases 29 to 307 code for a protein of 92 amino acids. NCBI's taxonomy places the organism in Eukaryota, Metazoa, Chordata, Actinopteri, Moronidae. The record is from RefSeq and is a predicted model, not a curated record. Gene Ontology annotation, biological process: lipid homeostasis; triglyceride catabolic process.
CGUCAUUGUUGUCUUGUAGGUGUUGAGGAUGACAGUCCUGAACCUGUCCUUUGCUGCGUGUGGUUUCUUGGGGAUCUACCACCUGGGUGCUGUUGAAGCCUUUUUCCGUCACGGGGACAAGCUGCUGGGCUCCCUCAGAGCCUGUGCGGGGGCCUCGGCCGGGGCCCUGGUGGCUGCCGUAAUGAUCACAGCCCCUGACAAGUUAGAGCACUGUAAAGAGUUCACUUAUGGGUUUGCUGACAGUGUGAGACGACAGCCGUUUGGAGCCAUCACACCAGGAUAUAACUUCAUGCUCACACUACGGUAAUUAAUCAGCAUAUGAC